AUGCCAAGAAAAAGAAGGAGUUUGUCCCUAAGUCCUCAAAAGAAAACCUCAAACCCCAGCAUCCCUGUGGACUUUUCAUCUUCUGCUACACUGCCCCUUCCACCAGCAAUGAGCGGUAACAAGAAGGAGGUGGUCAGCAGUAUGUGUGAGAUGUUCCCCAACCUGGAACCUUCCUUGAUAGAAAUGGUGCUCUCUGAAUAUACUGAAGUUGAAAUAGUGAUGGACUAUCUCUUGGAGCUCUCAACAGUUGCUAAAAUGGAGGCUAAUCUGGAGUCAACAGGUUUUGAAAAGAUUACAUCUUAUUUGGAUGGUGUCCAGGUAAAUUCACACGAAGAAAAUGAGGACACUGUAACUGACAAGGCAGAAGAUUACCUAGAUGACCCAUGCAUAGAUGAGACUGCUUGCCAUGACCUGGAUAUGUUGUUAGAUGAAGCACUGGAUAGGUAUGGCUUAACAAGUCCAGAAGAUAUUUAUAGCACAGAGAAACCCAAGAGUUCUUUAUCAGAAGCAUCAACCAGCGGUGUUAUGUCACAGCAGGUUCAGUCUCCAUCACCUGGGAAUACCUCAUUUCACAGUGAGUAUAUGGAAAACAUUGCUCAGUCCCAGAUAAGACUGGCUAGGGCAGAGGAGUUGCAAUUGGGUGAUUCACCCACCAAAUCUAAUGCUGACACCAUCUCUACUACAUCAUCAGUUAAGCCCAAAAUAACUGAGCUGGAACAGACAGAAACUUCUCCAGGCACAAAUGACAUUUUUUUACAGAAUGAUAGGACUGGAACUAUAAAUGCCCAAAGACAUUUUGCAAGCAAUGAAAUGCCCGCUGUUCAGAAAUUUAACCAAGAGAGCAUCCAUUCAGUAUUAACAGCACAGUCUGAUGCACCAAGCAUUUCUCCUAAGUCACAAAUUAAAUGGAAUCCAUUGGCGUCAGCAUUCUUUCCAGCAUCUAGUCAACACGGCUCAUUCAUCACUCCAGUAGUUGCUAAUCCUGUACAAUGGUCAUAUGCUGCAUGUGCAAGACAUCCUAGUGGAUUAAUUUCUUAUAAUGCUCAGGUUCCCUCUGCAUAUGUCUGGAAUCCAUUUUCUUCAACACAGUGGACUUCUGAAAAUGUGAUGCCCAUAAGUGUGCCUAAUCCCAAACCACAGCCUAGUACUCAGACCUCUAAAAAAGUGACACGUUUAGUAGGAAAAGUGCUAAUACUGUUGAGAGGUGCCCCCGGAUCUGGGAAAUCUACACUGGCAAGAAUGUUAUUGGAGCAGCACCCAACUGGAGUUAUUCUAAGCACUGAUGAUUACUUUGAUCAAAAUGGCCAAUACCAGUAUGAUAAAAACUGCCUGAGUGAGGCUCACGAUUGGAAUCAAAAGCGAGCUAAAGAUGCUUUUGAGAAAGAAUGUCUCACCGAUUAUAAUAGACAAUACCAACUUACAUGGAUGGGAAAUGAAGCCAUACAUCUCUAUGGCCAUGAAACACAAAUAUAAAGUAACAUUUCGAGAACCAGAAACAUGGUGGAAAUAUAAACCUAAAGAGCUAGAAAGACGUAACAUUCAUGGUAUAAAGAAGGAGAAGAUCAUGAAAAUGCUAGAAAAUUUUGAACGUGUUACUGUGAACUCUAUAUUAAAUCUGUCACGUGCAAAGGACCUGAGAGUGCUGGUAUACGUCAGCUAAAAUCAGAUGAAGGAAAUGGCAAUAACUUGGUUAAAGAAGCACAUUUUUCUACAACAGAAGCCAAAAAUCCUUCUGACACAAAUGUAGCAGCAGUCAGUGCAGAUAAAAGCCUUGUCUCAGAUGAAGGAAGAAAUGGUCCUGAAAUCUCACUGAAUAUAAUAAAAUCUGUGAAACAAAAUUUAAAGUAUAAAGAUGAUGAACCCGAGAAAUGUUCAGAUAAGGUUCAGUGCCUAGAGGAUAUUUACAGUGUUGAAAAUGUAUCCACUGAAAUAUGUGUACAGGAAGUAAUUACAGGCAAAGAAGAUAAUUCAGAUGUUGGUUGUAAUUCAUCACUGGGUGAAAGACCAGAGUUAUUAAGUUUUGUUGGGGACUGGCCUUUGGAACAUACUUUAAGUCAGAGAGCACCAAGAAACCGAAAAAAAAAGGCCAAGUCUGUUCAGCAUCCUGCUGAAGAAGAAAAAAAGGAAGACUGCAAUGUGGAGCAAAUGGAUUUCAAUGAGCUUGCUCCAAAGGAAGAUGAAACCACAGUAAAGAUCAACUUGGAAACAAAAUCGUCUGUAGUAAGUAAUUUUGAUGGAAUAGAUUUACAAAUCAUGGACAAUCAAUUACACCCAAUUUUCUACUACAAUGACAAUGAAAAUAAAGAACACAUCGAUGAAUCUGGAGUUAAGUCUUCUGAAGGUCUACAGAAAGACCCACAUAUUAGUGUAAAGGAUAAAAGUCCAGAUAUUUCAAUUGUUACAGCAGAUAUGGAAUUUAUGAUGAGACCAGGCAAGCGCAGUUGUAGAAAGUGUAAGUUGGCUCUAACCUUUAGUAAUAGUUGCUCCAGCUCCUUCAGAACUGAUGGAACAUUGAUUUCAAGUGAAAUGAUAGAUGGUGUAGACCAAAGUAGUGCUGUAAUCAGUACAUGUACUCAGACUGAACCUCAUGAGUUUGCAAUAGCAUGGAGAGUAGAGAAGAAAAAAAUGGAAGUCUUUGAGUCCUUAAAGGUUCUUACAGGAAAAGUUGAUCGAUUUAAAUCAAAGUCAUUAGAUAAUAAUGAAUAUUCUCAAGAAAAUAUACCUUAUAGAAUGAUGCAUCACAAAAGUACGUUUGUAGAA
Messenger RNA from Staurois parvus, 2760 nucleotides. Lineage: Eukaryota; Metazoa; Chordata; Amphibia; Anura; Ranidae. The record is from the annotation of a GenBank genome assembly.